This is a messenger RNA of Camellia sinensis, 1284 nucleotides long. NCBI's taxonomy places the organism in Eukaryota, Viridiplantae, Streptophyta, Magnoliopsida, Ericales, Theaceae. The record is from RefSeq and is a predicted model, not a curated record.
AUGUCAGUGGAGCCCGCAUCGAAAAAGGUACGCGCGGUAUCCAAAUCCCCCUUUUGCACUGUUUCAUUUACUAGAAAGGAUUUAGAGGGCAUACAACACCCACAUACUGAUGCACUGAUUAUAACUGUGGGAAUUGGGAAACGAUUUGAUGUAAAACGAGUCUUGGUAGAUCAAGGUAGUGUAGCAGAUAUAUUGUAUUAUGAUUUGUUCAGAAAGCUUGGUCUCUCCGAGCAGUACCUCACCCCAGCGGCAGCCCUGUUGGUCGGUUUCAAUUCACAACCAGAAUGGCCGCUUGGCAGAAUAGUGUUGCCAAUCGUGGCAAGAACAAAAACCCUCCAGAUAGAGUUCUUGGUAAUUAAUACACCAUCCCCUUACAACGCCAUACUUGGCCAUCCGUGGAUUCAUCAAAUGGAGGCAGUCCCUUCAACCUACCACCAGCUCAUCCAUUUCCCAGCGGAACACAAAGUAGAGCAGAUCUCAGGGACUCAUGUUGCGUCUAAACAUUGCUUCAUGGCAGUAUUAAAGGCAAAGCAGCUCUGCAAUCGGGUACAGACGGUAAAAGUGGCCGAACAGCCAGUCUUGGAAGAUGUAGGGGGAGCUCCAGAGGAAAAAAUAGUAGAGGAUUUGGAGAAAGUCCUGGUAAAAGAGGAUGACCCAGAAAAGUACUGCCUUAUCGGUACCUCGCUAGGCGUUGAUGAGAAACUUCAGCUGCUGGAACUGCUGAAGGAAAAUAUGGAGGUAUUCACAUGGUCAGCAUAUGAUACUCCAGGGUUAGACCCAGAAUUUGCAUGCCACAAGCUCAACAUCAACCCUUCAGCUCGGCCCAUUGUGCAAAAAAAUCAGAGAUCCUCAGUCGAGCACACCGAAGCAUUAAUUGCCGAAGUCGAAAAACUCCUGGCUUCAGGAGCAAUCAGGGAAGUUCAGUACCCGCAAUGGCUGUCCAACACAGUUGUAGUCAAGAAGAAGAACGAAAAAUGGAGAGUUUGCGUUGAAUUCACUUGCUUGAACAAAGGCUGUCCUAAAGAUAGCUUUCCUCUGCCUCGCAUUGAUCAACUAGUAGACUCAACAGUAGGGCAUGAGCACAUGAGCUUUCUGGACGCUUAUAGCGGUUAUCAUCAGAUACCACUGUUCGGUUCGGAUCAAGAAAAGACAGCAUUUAUCACUCCGAGAGGAACUUACUACUACAAAGUGAUGUCGUUCGGCCUCAAGAACACCGGGGCGACCUACCAGCGGAUGGUCACUCGAAUGUUCAAGGACCAACUGGGAAAAACCAUGGAAGGUUAA